Messenger RNA from Alnus glutinosa, 757 nucleotides. RefSeq names its product 11 kDa late embryogenesis abundant protein. Bases 61 to 552 code for a protein of 163 amino acids. NCBI's taxonomy places the organism in Eukaryota, Viridiplantae, Streptophyta, Magnoliopsida, Fagales, Betulaceae. The record is from RefSeq and is a predicted model, not a curated record. The transcript is spliced from 2 exons. Gene Ontology annotation, biological process: embryo development ending in seed dormancy.
CAGUGUGUGUUUCAAACAACUGAAGGGGAAAAACAAUUAAAGAAGAAACAGUGAGUGAAAAUGCAGACAGGGAAGAAUGUAACGGUGUCUGCGAAGGAAGCGGCAGCCAACCUAGCGGCCUCCGCUAAGUCUGGCAUGGACAAGACCAAGGCCACCGUGGAGGAGAAGAUGGAAAAGAUGAAAGCCCAUGACCCAAUGCAGAAAGAAAUGGCCACACAAAAGAAAGAACUGAAGAAAACCCAGGCUGAGCUCGAAAAGGUAGAGGCGCGUGCCCACAACGCGGCAGCCAAACUGGGGGAAAAGGCUGGAGCUGACGCUCAUUAUACUGCCACCGGCGCCACAUACUCAACCACAGGGGCCACAGGCCAUCCCACGGGGACCCACCCGAUGUCAGCCUUGCCUGGCCAUGGCAGUGGGCAGCCAGCAGCACAAGUGACCGAAGGUGUGGUGGGGACGCACCCCAUUGGGACCAACACAGCUGGCACAGGAAGGACCAGGGCCCAUGAACCCCGUGUGGAAGGGUAUGGAACUGGCGGUGGCUAUACUAGCUAGUUGAAGCUGCUUUUGAGCAUGAAUGGAGCACAGUGAAAUGUCAUGUGCAAUAUAUAUUUAGUUAGUUUGAUGUUUUUGUAAUGUCUUUAAUUUAUCCGUCUGUUUGUGUUUUCCGGCAUAUAAGGUUUGUGUUUUCUGGCUGUACCUUACAUGUGAACUUUGUAGUCGGCUGUUGCAUUUGAAUAAAAAGACCUUUAAGUGGUUA